Molecule: messenger RNA, 3135 nt
Organism: Esox lucius (northern pike)
Lineage: Eukaryota; Metazoa; Chordata; Actinopteri; Esociformes; Esocidae
Gene: slc1a3a
Product: solute carrier family 1 member 3a
Exons: 10
Coding region: 269-1882 (537 amino acids)
Biological process (GO): L-glutamate import across plasma membrane; D-aspartate import across plasma membrane; L-aspartate import across plasma membrane
Cellular component (GO): plasma membrane
Molecular function (GO): glutamate:sodium symporter activity; L-glutamate transmembrane transporter activity; neutral L-amino acid transmembrane transporter activity
Source: RefSeq, a predicted model, not a curated record
CAAAUUCACUCACAUGGCCCUUUCAUUCCCUUCCUUCCUUUUCUCGAGCACUGGCUGCGCCAGCUCCGACUUAAAGAUCUUCUCUGAUCUCCUCUACAUUGGCUGAUCUCCUGAACAAGAUUCACCCCAAAAUAAUCCCGCUCAAGGCUGAGAAAUUGUGUCCACACAUGUUGAAAGACCAGUCUGUGGAACCAAGCCUGGAUCAGGAUAUAUAGAACCUUCUGGUUCUGUGAAUAAAGAGGCACCAGGGGUGGUACAACCAGCAGACAUGACUCAGAGCAACGGGGAGAACUCGCAGGCCCAAAACCGGGUCAGACAGAUCCGCGACGGGUUCCAGUCUCGCUCCCUGAAGGCCAAGCAACGGAUGGAGAGCCUCACUAAGGAUGACGUCAAGGGCUUCUUUCUCAGAAACGCCUUUGUAAUCUUCACUGUUGCUGCUGUGAUCAUUGGUAUAGGGCUGGGGUUUGCCCUGCGGCCAUACAAGAUGACCUAUCGCGAGGUGAAGUACUUCUCGUUUCCCGGCGAGCUGCUGAUGCGCAUGUUGCAGAUGUUGGUGCUUCCGCUCCUGGUGUCCAGCCUCAUCACAGGCAUGGCGGCCCUGGACAGCCGUGCCUCGGGGAAGAUGGGCAUGCGGGCAGUGGUGUACUACAUGAUCACUACGGUGAUCGCGGUCUUCAUCGGCAUCGCCACGGUGCUCAUCAUCCACCCCGGGAAAGGAUCCAAGGACGAGUUCAAAAAUCAGCAGAAGAUCGAGCAGGUCAGCCCUGCUGACGCUUUCCUGGACCUUAUCAGAAACAUGUUCCCUCCUAACAUAGUGGAAGCUUGCACACACCAGUUUAAAACCCAGCACGGGAAGAGAGUUGUCCACAUGAAGAUGACAGUGAACAACACCCUCUUCAUGCUGAACGGGACGGAGAGCCAGUACGUCACCAGGGAGGAAGUGAUCCCCGUCCCGGGACAGGUGAAUGGUGUCAACGCUCUGGGCCUUGUGGUGUUUUCCAUCAGCUUCGGCCUCAUCAUCAGCAAUAUGAAGGAGAAGGGCCAGCCCCUCAGGGACUUCUUCGACUGUCUUAACGAGGCCAUCCUGAGACUGGUGGCUGUCAUUAUGUGGUAUGCACCCAUUGGCAUCAUGUUUCUGAUUGCUGGGAAAAUCGUUGAGAUGGAUGACAUCACAGAAAUGGGAAGCCAGCUGGGCAUGUAUACAAUGACUGUCAUCAUUGGCCUGACAAUCCACGCCAUCGUGGUGCUCCCCACACUCUACUUUGUGAUCACGCGGAAGAAUCCCUUCAUCUUCAUCGGUGGACUCCUACAGGCUCUCGUCACCGCACUCGGGACCUCGUCCAGUUCAGCCACUUUGCCCAUCACCUUUAAAUGUCUGGAGGAGAACAACGGGAUCGACAAGCGUGUGACGCGGUUCGUGCUGCCAGUGGGUGCCACCAUCAACAUGGAUGGCACUGCUUUGUAUGAAGCCCUCGCAGCUCUCUUCAUUGCCCAAGUCAACAACAUGGACUUGAACUUUGGGCAGAUUCUGACUAUAAGCAUUACCGCCACGGCAGCCAGUAUUGGAGCAGCUGGGAUACCCCAGGCCGGACUGGUCACCAUGGUAAUUGUUCUGACCUCUGUUGGACUGCCCACAGAUGACAUCAGCCUCAUCAUUGCAGUGGAUUGGUUCCUGGACAGGUUGCGUACAACCACUAACGUGCUGGGAGACUCAAUUGGUGCAGGUAUCGUGGCGUACCUGUCCCGUCAUGAGUUGCAAUCCAGGGAUGCAGAGAUGGGGAGCUCUGUGGUGGAGGAGAAAGACAAGAAACCCUAUCAGCUCAUCACCCAGGAGAAUGAGUAUGAACAUGAGAAGCCUCCAGACAGUGAAACCAAGAUGUAGGAGCACACUUUGACCUCAGUCUAUUACCAGUCUAUAGUACUACAGGAACAUCUCUGGGGAUAAAAUAGGGCUUGUUUUGUAAGUGAUACGUUAUGCUUUUUGUGUUUGGUGUUUUGUUUUUUUAUCAGAUGUAGCAGCAAGCAAUCUAUGCCAAUCUUCAAACCCUGCCAACUCAAUAAGCCCACUUUAUGUUGUUUAGACCAAGACAGUAAACUAAGAUAAUGCAUUUUCCUUGAUCAAAAUUGAAGGAAGGUUUUUGAAGCUGGGCUGAUUUGAUUUAGAUCAAUAAUUUUUUUUAUGUGAAUAUAGUUAAGAAGGUACAUAAUUCGUAUUAAGUGUGUAUGGAUUGUCAAGCAUCUCAGUGACUUUUUGUCAGAAGACUUUACCUUUCCUUACACUUGACAUCACAGUAUGUUAAUAGAUUUGUUUUUCAUAAGUCAGAUGUGGAAAUGAUUUGGUAUUUUUGUAUCAUGCUCUUUUAAAAUAUUUUGUGGCUGAUAAAACCAAAAUUGUAAUUUCAUCUGCAGGUGAGAUUUAAACAGUGAUAGUUUUACAUAAUCAUCAUUGUACCAAAAACUCUAAAACAUCUGUAUGUUACAAUUGUGAACCAUGCCAUGUUGUGUAAAGAUACUGCAGUGAUCCCUGUAGACGGAUACAGUUGAACCCAUUUUAUGAUUUGGUACCCUUGAUUUAGGAACUCACUUGGCUAAUAACUAACUACAUUUACAUUCAUACUUUAGUCUAUGAUCCUGUUCUAUUGAUGAUGUGGUUGUUUUGUGACAUAUCCAAAUGGUGCCACAAAUAUUACAUUUACAGAACUGAAUUCACGGUAAACAAAAAAUGCCACAAAUGGAACAUUAAUUAACAUAAUUACUGAAUUAACUAUAAACUUAAUGUAAUCAUGCUCUUAAGAUAGUGCUUAAACUAAUGGGUGUAGAAUUUCACAUUUAUUGUAUGUGUUGCUAGCAUGCUCUCUUUUAUGAACAAAAAAUGCUUUUCAUAUGCUGUAUAUACUGUGUGUAUAGAAUAAGUACACUAGGUACUUCUGUAGAUAUUAAUUGUAGAUUUGAAGAGCAUAAGAUUACAUGUGGUGGAUGACUGCUGUGAAGACUCAUUUAAAGACAUUCCUCUGAGCACUUGAGAGCUUGAGAGCUAGAACCUCCCCCAGUGGAUAUAAAUGGUCUAGACACCCCAGUUAAAAUGCCAGGUUCUUGUGAUAUAAAAGAAUGAGACAAAAAUAAAUAAUGUCAGAG